This is a messenger RNA of Gigantopelta aegis, 9273 nucleotides long. Its product is annotated as titin-like. Lineage: Eukaryota; Metazoa; Mollusca; Gastropoda; Neomphalida; Peltospiridae. Bases 1 to 9273 code for a protein of 3090 amino acids. The record is from RefSeq and is a predicted model, not a curated record. The transcript has a single exon.
AUGGCAGAUGACACCAGCAAUACACUUACUCAAGACCAUUUAGACAAGGAUUCCAAAGAAACAAACAUUGGAUCUAAAGCAAACAAGGAUGAUUCUACGGCCAAUAUAGAGGAAGGACAUGAAGGAUUCAAUCACAGUGUAGGUGCUCUGAAUGAUGCAGGUCCGACAGGUUUAAAGGACAAAAUAACAGGAUCUAACACAAGUAAACUUUUUCCUGAACUGAAACCAUUUGUAGACAUUACAGAGAGAAGCUUAAAUAUAUCCGAAGAUGUGUCUACAUUUGAUAAUGAAGAUGAUUCCAGUGUUGUUAGAAAUGAAUCGGCAGCUACACACGCUAUUUCUGGAGGCAUUAAGGACCCAAAGGAAAUCUCCACUGCAGAUGUAUCAGCUGACGAGGCAGCAAAAAACACUGAAGGUGAGAGAAAUGUUUUUGAGCAUACAACACACCGUGAAAACAAAGCACACGAACAAAGUGACACAAUACUAAACAAAAACACUAAAACAGAUUAUACAUUACCCAUUGAUCAGUUAGAAAGCCAGUCCACAGUGGAUAAUGAAGUAACUCAAAAUGGCUUGGUUAUUGCAAGUGGGAUCAUAGUCCAGGAUAGGAAGGGCAGAGAUUCGGUUGCCAAAAAUACUAUUAUUACGGACCAGAAUGGAAUGGAAUGGACACAUGGAUUAAAUGAUCAAACCAAACACUAUACAUGUGAUGAACAACAUGUGGCAUCUUUAAGUCAUUGCUCGCCUACCCUGACUCACCCAAACUCACAUGUAAAGGAUGUCAUUUCAGGAAAUAACCAAUACGAACAACAUUCUGAAGCUAGUGAGGAAGAUAAAGUGGACGUUUGUGGACAGCAGUUCAACGCUGUGGAGAAAAGUCUUCCAGCUUAUAUCAGUGCCCCAGCCGAUAAUAUUAAUCAAAUAGUGGCAAUUGAUAAGGAAGUACCACAUGAUCAUAUUCUUGGACACAACAAGCUCAAUGGUAUUCAGAAAACACCACCUGUGAAUGGAUCAACAGAUACGUCACUUCAUUUUAAGAAACCCAUGGCAGACAAUGUUACAACAGUCCAAGCAAUAGAACAAGCAGUACCUCGAGAUAAUAUUCUUGGACACAAGAAGCUCAAUAAUAUCCAAAACCCGCCAUCUGUGAAUGGAUCAACAGACAAGCCACUUCAGUUUAAGAAAGCCAUGACACACAUAGUUAGAACAGUACAAGCAAAGGAAACAAUAGCACCUAUACUGUCCACCUCGGUUAAAGACGCAAAGGACAAAUCUAAACGUGUAACCAGAUUCCUUGUAACGGAUACCUCAGAGGAUUACAGUGAGAUUGAAAAUAUCACAUCAUCAGUGGAACCCUCUUUUAAAAGUGAUCACUUGGGGGUGAUGGAAAUGCACCCAUCUGUAGUGGAUGACAUGACACCUGACCUAGAGAAUGAAAUGAUAGUUGAACAGGCCACGCUGACCAAUGAACUAAACAAGAGGAAAGUGCAAUUGGUAGUUCCUGAAUCUGAACCUAAAUUAUAUAUUCAACAGAAACUAAAUAAAAUGUCCAUCUCUCUAGACAAAGACACUAGUAAACCUUCUAUAAUUCACACUAAAGUGAAAAAGUCUCCAAAACAUGAUGUGUCAACCACGAAGUUAAUAUAUCAACCUCAGUUUUCUUUGCAGAUGAGAGAGCAUUCAAAGGUUGGAUCAACAUGGGCAGCUCGACCUACCUUUCUGAGAAGUAAAUCCGAGAAGGAGAUGGCAGUUAGAAGAAGUAAGAGUGAAGGUGUCAUAUCAAAGAGAACGACUACAGUGCCGAGAGUCAGAUCAGCUAGCACCGAACAGAAAGCUUAUAGACAGAAACUGACGAGAAAGAAAUCUACGCACACCCCUCGGCAACCCAUGAUGCAUGCUUUUGGAACACCUAGGCAGGAGAAACAGACAUCUGUUACUCCCAGGUCGCAGGGUUAUAUGACCCCAUCACAAACGCCAAGACAGAAGACCCAGACAUCAUUAAGAUCGACAUCACAGGCUACCCGAACACCAACCAGCACACCACGGCAGAAAACACAAACGUCCAUAACAUCCACAAUACAAGGCUCUGAAACACCCACACGUACACCACGAGAGACAACACAAACAUCCAUAACAUCCAUAAAACAGCUUUAUGAAACACCAACCAGCAUACCACGUCAGAAAACACAAACUUCUAUGUUAUCUAGAAAUCAAACGCUUGAAACACCAACAGAUAUAUAUCAUGAUAAAACACAGACGUCCAUGUCAUCGAGAAAACAGGCGUAUGAAGCACCAGCCAUUACACCACGGCAGAAAACACAAACUUCCAUAAUAAAACAAACUGCUGAAAUGCCCAGCCUGAUGCUUCGAGACAAAACACAGAUAUCAAUACAAUUAGAAUCACGGGUUAAUGAAAAGACCAUAGAUGAUGCACAGCAAAAUAUUGAAACCCCCAUUACUCCCAAAGCACCAGGGUAUCAGCCCGUCACAAAGACGCCAAGGAAAUCUGUUGCUCAAACUCCACAAAUCAAACAUAAGCCAAAACUACCGCAGUAUCUGGAAGAAAAAUCCAAACAAAGGCUGACAAAACCACAAAAGCAUCUAUCUCCAAGGGUAAAAAAUAGAGAAAAGGAAAACGUUGUUGCCAAGAUAAAGCAGAAUGAGAACAUAAAACAUUCGGACAUUGGGAAGAAGAGUCAAGGGCAAAGAGGUGAUGCUCACAUGACUGUUACAAGGAAAGAAGAUCUGGACAAAGAAACACAUUUAGCACAAGUGAAAGCUGAACAGACAUACAUGGUUCUGAGUAAGCCAGGUUUCCAGGCACCACCAACUAUUAAAUUAUAUCAAAAACUGCAGAAUAUCAGACAGAAAGAUACCUUGCCCCAGAGUCAAAGGAUCAAAGAUGAGGAUAUGAGUACAGGAGUGGCAGGCUCUGGUGAAAAAUCAAGCAGUAAACACAAGCAGAUUUCUGACACUGGUAAAAUCCCCAAAAGACGAGAGUCCUUACGUAAACCAUUGUUUCUAGACAAAUUUUAUUCACCUUCAAAAUCGCCAUCUCAUAGUGAAAUGAAAUCAGUUGGACAAGGGCAUAUUGUGUCAGGAAUACCAAAACUUCAAGAAAAAUCUUAUUCGUUUAUAACCUCUGCAAGCCGGUCACGUUCUCGUAGCCAAUCAGAAUCACCAGGCAGAAGUCGUAUCUCACCUAGAAAGAGUAGUGUUACCACAGGAACUCCAAAACUUAAACCUUCUACAACCAAAAGCAAAUCACAAACAGCAGCCGAAUUGCAGACCGAUUUAGAUCAUAUUGCAAGACUUGAAACGGAAAAUACGGACGAAUUCUUUGAUAGACUUGAACAGAUAAAAGAAGAAACAAUGAAAUAUGAAAUGAACAAAGUGAAACAUGAGGAGAUUCAGAUUUUAGACCCAGCUGAUUCUGGUGAACAGGGAACAGAAAGAUAUCAGAUUUUAGACCCAGCUGAUUCUGGUGAACAGGGAACAGAAAGAUAUCAGUUUUCUCAAGAUAAGGAAGAUAGUGAUGAGAGAAGUUCAAGAAAAUCAAGAUAUGACGAAUUUGUGGAAACAAAAGGAUUUCAUGACGGUUAUGAAAAAGAACAUGACAAACCUACAGACUCUGAUAUAUACAAGGAUGAAAUGAUAGGCACCUCUGCAGAAGAUCUUAGCAAGGAAAAUGGUAAAAAACAGACUGAUACUGUAACUGAUAAACAUGCAUCCACCGGAGAGAUAAAGAGAGAGGGGUCUGGAAGUAUAUAUAUUAAAGGGAAAGAAGAAACUGAAGACCAAACAGUGAGCAUUCCUCAAAUGUUAGAUGAACAUGGUGUAGGGGCAACUCAAGUUCAUGUUAUGUCUGACGUGCGUGGUGGACAAUCAUAUGCUGUUGAUGAUCUUGCUGAAGGAAAACCAAGAAUGGAAACAGUGUCACAGGACGAAGGCAGGCUCUCCAGAAUCUUACAACUUGAUGUGACAGAAUUCCCAGAUGAUGUCAAGCUACAUACAGACCAUGAGGAAAAUAAGAUACCUUUGCCAAUAGACAGUGCAGACGUGAUCAGGAGUAAAUCAAAGGAAUCAGUUAGAAAGUCCGUAUCUGAGUUAAAUGCAGUUAAUGCGCCACCAGUCACACCACCAGCUAAAGAUGUUGCAGAUGCAGCAUUGGUGUCUAGAAUUGAUCAUGAUUCUGAUCAAAUAACAGGAAUAGUAGAAGAUAGUAGACAGGAAAGUACAAGUCCUGGGGAAAUGACACAACAGAAGGAACUCGGUGCUAAGAUCCCGCUUAAUGUUGAAGAUAAAACAUCUCAUGAGCAGAGCCAUUCAGAUGACGAAAGUGGUCAUGCAUCGGUGAUAAAACAGAGUAUAGAAGAAUCACCAAUUGCUGCUACAAAACAAGAUGAUACAACUACUUUUGUGUCAGACCAAUACGUUGCAGUACGUGACUCUGAGACUGUGUUGAGAUCAACAGAAGGAAUUCGUGAGAGGUCAAGUGUUGAUGAUAUUGAGGAAAGCAAACCACAAAGUCAAGUAGAUAGGGAUGAGGUGAAAGGGAAGAUUGACAACGUGAAUAUCGUUGUUGUAUCUUUACCUGCUGUUGAUGGGUCCGCAGGUACAGUUAUCAAACAAAAACAGCAGACUUCAGAUGGAAUUACAGACAGUGUUGAAAUGGCAGAUGUCCAUGUAGAUCAGUUGGAUAAUCAGGAUACUACUAGACCUUCAGAUGUUGGCGAUAUUGGGAGAAAUGAGUCUCCAGGUACCAAAGUGCCACAAGAACAUAAUGGAAGUAUACACAACACGGCUGAACAAACUGUCGACAAGGUAACCAUUAUUGCACAAACUGCCCCAUUGUCUACGGAAUUAGAUCAUGUUGGCCAGAUAGAUGCUAGGGAAGAUGCUACAGACGAGACAGAUAACUGUGAUCAUAAACAAACCACAGAAAAAAUAGAAGCUGGCGGACCUGCAUAUUUGCAAAAGUCUGGAGAGAUAGAGUUGCCAGAGGACACAAGUGGAGAUGAGAGGAUACAACCUCAUUUAGAUGACAUUACAGAGACAGCUUUAAAACACACAGACGAAACCAUUGUAGAAACAACUGAUAUAGCUGCUGUUGAAAAAGGACUCAAACUAGAUGCUAUGGUUGCUGAAGAGAAAAUUGUUGAAGUAGCUGGCGUUAGUAAAAGAGGAAUGAAAACAAGUUCACUGUCCACACAUGUUCCUGGUGGACAAGCAGAAGACACAGUCUAUAAAAGCAUGAAAGUUGAGCAUCCUAAAACCGUUAGUGAUGAAACAAAACCAAAUGAAGUGACCGAUGCAGAUUCUAUUGACCACAAGACAAAUGUAGCUGGUAAUAAAAUGACAGUAGAAAAGGUCCCUGGGAUGGAAAAUGAAGAAUCAACUAGAGCUGCUGAUGCUGUUACUGCUGAGAUAAUGACAGUGAACUUAGGUCAGUCACUUGAGAUGAUAAAUGAUAAUGUUCAGGUUGAGACAACUGACACAGAGGUAAAUGAGACACGUGUAAAGACUCUGGAUAGUAAAGUAUCCAAAACAGUUAAGUCUAAAACCAAAGAUGGUAAGAAGAAGCUAACAAAGAAGAAGAAGAUGAAAAAACUAAUUCCUGCAAAGAAAGAUAAUGUGAUAACAGUUUUGGAUGUGCCUGGUGAUAAAGCACCUGUGGCAGACAAUAUAGCUACUGAUGAAUCUACAAAAGAGGUUUCUGAAGCUGAAGAUGGUAUAAAAGAUGGAAAGGUAGAUCAGCUUGAUGAAAAAAUCAUUGAUAAAAAUAAAUUGGAUGAAAAGAUCAUUGUUGAAAAUGAAGUUGAUGAUAAUUCCAUUGUUGAAAAUAAAUUGGACGAAAAUAUCAUUGUUGAAAAUAAAGAGGAUGAAAAGAUCAUUGUUGAAAAUAAAGAAGAUGAAAAGAUCAUUGUUGAAAAUAAAGAGGAUGAAAAGGAACAAGUGUCGGAAGAGACUAAAACAGCUAAACAGAAAGACGAAGAUGAUAUCCCGAGAGAGAAAGGGGUGAAAAGAAAACACAGAGAAAAGCCAGUUCACUCACCUAGAGGAGAGCUAAAGUUUCAAAAAGAUGAUGGAAGGGAGACACGGCGAUGGGGUAGAAGGGAGUUUUCUGAAAUUGUCGACUUAGUGAUGCUGGCUAACAAAGGUUCAGAUGAAGAAACCGUUGCAGAAGGAAGAGAGAAGAAACCUGGUGAAGAUCAUCACCAACACAGUAGUCGUCGGCACCACAAGCAUCAGCACAGAUUGUCUCAAGACAGUACAUUUGUUGAAGACAAUGAGAAAGCUGCUACUUUAUACUCCAGAGAAAGGUCUAAAGAGAACUGGAGUAGAAUCCGUACUUUAGAUUAUUAUUCUAUAAAAGAGAUAUAUAAAGACAAACCAGUUACCAGAUCUAAAUCAAACGAGGAGAAAGACAGUAUUCUGAUUUUGCAUGACAAAAAGAAAAGACAACGAAGAUCAAGAAGGGACAAAAGCAGCGGUAGCAGAAAGCGGGAAUUGAUCGCAACCGAGUUUGCCAAUGAACAAGAAAUAACAGGUGUCGACAUAAAUGGAAGUGCAGUUCUACUUGAUAAAGAAAGUCGCAAAAGUUACAGAAAGUCUCGGCAUUCUAAAGGAGAUCAGAAUAAUACAGAAGAAUUAGACUUGGGUAACACUGAACAAAAUCAGGGAUCAUUGGAUCAAAAACAUGAACGAAAGCAUAGGAAGUCAAGACAUUCAAGAAGAGAGCACAGUGACAUUAACGCAGAAAAGAUUCCCAUCCCAGAUUCAAUAAAUUUCGACAAGGCAUUGGAUGUUGAUGGCAUUGAAGAACACAAACCACAACAUGAGAGCAGACCUAGAGAAUCUAGAAGGAAAAUACCAAAUGUAGAACAUUUUGUUGAGCCAGAACAAGAUGUUAGUCAGGAAAGAAAAAAUGAAGUUGAAAAGGACACUGAUGUACAUGUUAAUGAUGAGUAUAAGAGAAGAAAGGAAAGAAAAUCUAAGCACAGGCAUGGAGAUCUAAGUGGAGAAUAUAUGUCAGUACGCGAAACAUUAUUUGAUGAGAAAGGAAUUCUGAGUGUGGAAAACAUCAAACCUGAACCAACAGAUGAUAAGAGUGUUGAUAAAAGAAGCCACAGUGUCUUCGUGCUUUCAAAACGAGAAAGAGGUGAUGCCAGCAGAGACUCACAAAAUGAUGGUGACGACAAAAAGGUUGAUGAAGGAUCAGCUGAUAGAAAACGAGAGUGGAGACAUAGAAGGUCUAGACAUUCCAGAACAGAAAGGCGCAACGCUAGCAGGGAAAUACCUAUUGACUCGCAAGAUGACAGUGAAGAGGAAGCGAUGGAUACAAACUCAACUGAAAGACAACAUGAGAGAAGACGCAGGAGGUCUAGGCAUUCCAGAACUGAAAAGCGUAAUGCCAGCAGAGAAAAGAGCAUUGAUGUACAAAGUGGUGAGGAAAGGAAGGAAAGGGCGGAUAGCAUAUCAACUGAUAGGCAGCAUGUAAGAGGGCAUCGAUCAAGGCAUUCUAGAAGACCUGAAAGCAUUGCCAGCAGAGAAACAAAUAUUGAUUUACAAAAUGUUUAUGAGCAUGAACGGGUAGAAGACAUAUCUCUCGAUAGACAACAUAAGAGCAGACACAGAUCAAGACAUUCUAGAAGAGCUGAACGCAUUGACAGCAAAGAAAAAACUAUUGAUAUACAAAAUGAUGAGCACGAAAAGGCAGACGGAGAACAUGAGAGUAGACACAGAUCAAGUCAUUCUAGAAGAGAAAAAAAGAUUGACAGCAAAGAAAAGACUAUUGAUUUACCAAAUGAUGAGCACGAAAAGGCAGAUGACAUAUCAGUUGAUAGAAAACAUGAGAGUAGACACAGAUCAAGGCAUUCUAGAAGAGAAAAAAGCAAUGUCAGCAAUCGUUUACUAGAAGAUUCACGAAAUGAAGGUGAAGAAAAAACGACAGCUGAAGUAUCAACUAAUAGACGAGACACAAGAUACAGAACAUCUAGACAUUCUAGACGAGAAGAAAGCAAUUCCAUUAGAGAAAAUACUAUUGACUCAUUAAAUGAAGAAAAUGUAGAGAAAACACCAUUUGAUAAACACCAAGAAAGAAGAAACAGAAUAUCCAGACAUUCCAGAAGAGAAGAUAGCAAUAUCAGCAGAGAAAAAACGUUUGAUUCACUAAAUGCAGAAAAUGAAGAGGAAAUAUUCUUCGAUAAACACCAAGACAGAAAAAACCGAAGAUCCAGACAUUCCAGAAGGGAAGGAAACAAUAUCAGUAGAGAAAAAACUUUUGAUUCGAUAAAUGUUGACGAAAAUGAAGAUGACAUAUUCAUCGAUAAAAACCAAGACAGAAGAAACAGAAGAUCGAGACAUUCCAGGAGGGACGGAAGCAAUAAGAGUAGAGAAAAAACAUUUGAUUCACUAAACGUAGAAGAACAUGAGGAUGACAUCUCAACUGAUAAACACCCCGAAAGAAGACGCAGAAAGUCCAGGCAUUCUAGAGGAGAGCGCAGAAGUGUAAGUCUUGAAUAUAACCCGGGAUCUGAAGAACCAGCAAUUCCUCAAGGAAAGACAGAUAUCAUAGACAAUAACACAAUAACGUCCACUGAUAUAUACUAUGACAUGAGGCAUAAAAAGUCCAGACACUCGAGAGCAGGACACAGACAUUCUAGUAGAGAGCUAACUUCAGAAGAAAUUGGACACCAUCAGAUCUUGAGUAUUUCAGAAGAUGAUACUAUGGACUAUAUGGGUAGGAAACAUAGCAGAAAAUCCAGACAUUCAAGACGCGAGCACAGCACUGCUAGUCUAGAAUACAGCAUCAUUUCAGAAACUGGUGAUUGUCAAGGAGAAAUAGAUGAAGGAAAUUAUGAAAUUGCCAAUGUUAAACUGUAUGAGAAGAGAGCUCGAAAAUCCAGAAAUUUUCGAAGAGAACGUAGUAAUGCAAGUACAGAAUACCUCCCGGGAUCAACAUCAGCAGACGUUCACGUUGAUGGAACAAAAAAUAUGGAAGAGGUUAAUAUUGUAUCUACGAGUGAUAUAGAAAAUGAGCGCAUGCUUGGAAGGUCUGAACAAUCGGGAAAUGAAGAUGGUAAUGCUGGAAAGCAAGUGGAAUCCAUUACAUCACAACUGGACGUAGAACGCGAGAGCUAUGUGAUGGACGAAGGUAAUGUUAGAAAACCAUCUGAGAAAGAAUCAAAGAAGAAACUUAAGAAGGCUAAGCGCCCCAAAAGAGAUGCCAGCAAAGGGUCUAACAUUAAGAAAGAAAAAAGGAAAAUCUAG